AUGAGUGGGUCGCCACCAGAUACUUUCAAAGAGAUGAGUAAUUCCAAAUACAAGUUACCACUACUAGAAAGAAUACCUUCCCACACCAACAACAGUGAUGACGAAGACCUGAACGUUAAGGGUGUCGUGGAUUAUGUAUCCUUUCCCACUAUCCCUGAUCCAGAAGUUGAGAAUUCUAAAUCCAUUGCAGGUCUUUUAACUAAAACAUUGAGAAAGGUCACCACAAAUGCAUCAACCCUUGUUCAAAACUAUUCUCAGAAUUAUACAUCACCGAAACCCAAUGUUUUAGACACAUCUCCAUUUACCAACCGUGUAAAUGAACUAAAGGCAACUGGCAUAGGAGGUGAUGUAUUAUCUGUCCCCAAGAAUGAUGAAAUUGUGGACACACCAAUAUCCAUGGAAGCACCACCUAUGAAAGCUGACACGCGAUUGCGAGUUAAGGAAGAUACUAGCAAACGACUUUCAAGAACUUCCAGUCCACUAGAUAUAAAGGGAGAAACCCAGGGAAAUAAAUUAGAGAUUGUGAAUUCAAUUAUCAAAAGUGAAACUAAUAGAAACACACCAAUUGAUAAAGUAUCUAUUGUAACAAACGAGACAUCGACAGGAUCCAUUUUGAAGCCACUGCAACCCAAACAGCCACCUGUCUCUAGCACACCGGCACUAUCUUUACGACAGAAUUUAAUUGAUGAAGCACAUCCACCAAGGGUUACCUCGGAUAACAAGACUCUACGAAUAUCUACCAUGCAAUUCCCACGAAUGCAAUCGAUGGCCAAUAGUACAACCAGCUCAGUGGUCAAUGUCACUGCACUGGCAUCGGUUGACAUUGACAAUGUUACCAGCGAUAAGAGCAAUUUGGAGACUAAGGCCAUACAUAAGAAGGAAUCCAGUAUAGAUCUCAAGUCUAAGGAUAAAGGGUUGCAAAACAAGAUUUCAUCAAUAUUCAACAACUUGCCUAAUGAUAUUGAAUUGUCUGAUGAUCUGGCAGAUGAACUGGACAGUACCCAGAAUGAAGGCUCGGAAAAUUCUGCAACACCACAAUCAGACAUUGCUUAUAUAGAGAAUCGCUCAGAUUCAAACUUGAGUUCUAUUUCCAAAAUGAAUAAUCAUUUGCAAUUUGAAUUGGGGGCAAGAUACGGUGAAUCUGUUGCUAAAUCGGCUCCUAUCAAGGCUGAAACUAAACACAGUGCUAUAUUUACUCCUAGUUUUGGACAAUCUCCAACUGUAUCCACAUUUCACGCUAUCCAAAACAAAGACGUUUCGGCAAGUAAACAAAGAUCAUCAAACACCCCUUCAACACUCUUGGACAAUGCAAGAAGUAUCAUUCAUCAAAACAUCGAAGCAGUUGCAUCAUCAGCUUCGUCUAUUAUAGCUUCUAAACGGAGGAAAAAGAAGAAACCAACAAAGACUUCAGAAAACCCUUUGAAGAAUGGGGGUAUUCCAAGGAAAUAUUGGAUGAACGAUGCAUUUGUAUCUGACUGUUUAAACUGUUUUAGACCAUUUACUGCAUUCAGAAGAAAACAUCACUGUCGUUUUUGCGGACAAAUAUUUUGUUCAGAUUGCACGUUAUUUAUUUCUUAUAACCAACAUAAAGAUGAAAGGAAUAACACUAGGAAUUCCGCUAAGAAACCGUAUAAUGAUAAGCUCCGAGUUUGCAAACCAUGUUAUAGUGAUGUGAUUAUAUAUUUAAGCGAUGAUUCAUCAAGUGCAAACGAUUCUGAGGGCGAGAAGGAUAUCUCAGCUGAGGAAAUUGAAUUACCAAAGACUAAAGCAGAAAACCUACUUGUUCCUAACCAUCCGUUGUCGAGGAUCCGAUCAAUGUCAAUGGGAUCCAAUAAUCGGGAGAGUAGCCGAACCGACUCUCUUUCUCGAAAGCCGCUGUUGAAAGAAAGCAAUAAUCCAGAAAGCAGCUUUUCAACUAGCCAUUCCAGUUCACCUUCAAGGAGUAAUAAUAAUCAGUUUAUUUAUCCAGACGAAUCCAUCAAGGUACAUCCAAGACAAGCUCCACGUAUGGCAAUUCCUACAACUCGUACAGGAGAAGCAGUUGAGAUUCCUCUAAUGAGACAUUCUUUGAUGAAUUCAAGCAUCUUAAAAACAUCGGGUCCACCAUAUAAUACUAAUAUGAGUUCAUUGCCACAAACGUUUCAUCAAUCAAAUAGUCAGUUCUACCAUAAUCAUCAUCAGCAGCAGCAGCAGCCAGAACAUCAGCAAUAUGGACAGAAACAGAAUCUGUUGCAACAACAACAACAACAACAACAACAGCAAGGUGGACAGUUCCAUAAUCAUUAUCACAACUUAUAUAGCCAGCUGAAUGCACAGUACAACAAUUCUGCGGGUAUUUCUGAAUCAGAGAAUGCAAACAAGACUUGGAUAAAGAACCAUUUAUCUCCUACAUUAACAAAUGCAAACUUAACUAGUCGUAGUUUGGAUAAUCUUGGUUCGGUUUACAAUGGUUUUAUGAAUAGAACACCCUCGUUUAAUAUGAGAGUUUUAUCGGGGUCGAGUAGGGAUCCGUCAAGGUUCAGAAGAGAAUUAUCUUUGGAACCAGGAGAUAUUCAAAGCAUCAGAGGCAAAUAUGGAAAGGAAAUGACAAUUGGACAUCAAAAUGGCUUUGAUGACGAUGACGACGAUGAUGAUGACGACGACGACGAUGAUGAGGAUGAUGAGAAUGCUAAAGAUGAAGGUGUUGAUUUGUCCGACAAUGAAGAAGAUGAACAUGCUAUGUCUAUAUAUACAUCAUUAAAUGAGACUCAUGGGUAUGGUUCAACACCUUUGGCGCAUCAACCACCACCAAUGCAUAGUCAAUCUGCUGUCACAGUGCCGACUUUAGGCGAAUUUCCUAUUAUGAAAACUGGAUAUCCUCUGUUUAGAGGUGCAAUGAAUAGGAGUGCUGCAGCUAAUCUUGCUAAUGUGUUCCAUAACCACUCAAUGGGAUUAAAUGACGAGGGUUCUAGUAAACAUCAACCAGAGAAUAUAAGGUCCAGAGCUAGAGCUCAUGCUUCUCUUCAAAGAAUGAGAUCAAGAAGACAAGCAAAAGCAACUAGAAAUGUGCUGAUACUUUCACAAAGUAAUUUGCGUCUACCAAGCUUGGAGCCAUCAAACCAUAGGCCUCAAUACGCUUCUUCUUUGACGCCUAUAGUUUCGCCAGCAUCACCGGGAGUAAACUCCUCUAAUUUGACUACUGGUAUAGUUGCAUCAGAUGAGGUCAGUUCUUCGUCAGCAAACAUAGACCCCGAGAUGUCUCCUAUUGGACCACAAAUAUCCACUAGUACACAUUUAGAAAGGUAUCAUUCUGGUGAAAGAAAUGAUUAUUUUGGACUGGAUGAUCAUUUAAUAGGUACCAAUGAAUCCCGUGACUUGGUAUCAUGGAAAGAUGGGAAAACUGCAGACAAUAAGGACGAGUUAUAUGAUGAGACUUUGGAUUUCGUUUUGCGUCAGUCAUUAAAAGAUGGUGAUAUUGAAACGGAUAUUGAACGAUGGGUGGCUGUUCUUCGGAAGCUGUUAGGAUAUAUUGACGACAUUAAAUUGACAGACACGUUAGAUAUAAGACAAUAUGUGAAAAUAAAAAAAAUUUUGGGUGGUAAAAUAGAGCAGACCGAAUUGGUUGAUGGUUUAUUCAUGACUAAAAAUAUAGAUUCCAAGAAGAUGGCAUCAAGAAUUACAAAUCCUCGUAUAGCAUUGCUUAUGUUCCCCAUCGAAUACUUGAAACAAAAGGAACAAUUUAUUAGUUUACGAAUUAUCCACGCCCAGCAAUCCGUUUAUAUCACAAACUUGGUAUCACGAUUGGUGUCUAUGGAACCAGACAUCAUUGUUGUUGGAGAUUCGGUUUCUGGCUUGGCGGAGAAAUUGUUUGAGGAUGCUGGUAUCACAGUCAUUUCGAACGUUAAACCACAAGUUAUUGAAAGAAUUUCCAGGUACACCAAAGCAGACAUUUUCCAAUCCGUUAAUGAUUUAUUCUUUAAAAAGGGUAAAUUGGGUUUGUGUGAGAAUUUUGCUGUCAAGAGAUACAAAUACCAGAAUCAAAUUAAAACGUUUGUGUUUUUCACUGGUUGUGAUAUACAUCUGGGAUUCACGAUAUCUAUACGUGGUGGCAAUACCAAUGUAUUGAAUAAUGUGAAAUAUGCAGCAGAAACAUUGAUGCCAGGUUAUAUAAAUGCCAGGUUCGAAAAGAGUUUUUUGGAUAAUUUACUGUUGUCUUAUGUUAAACCCAUUGAGAACCCCAAAAUUGUGGAUAUACAACAGAAGUUGCAGAAAAUUGGUGAUCAUGCAACUGAAAAUGAUGAAAAUGGGAAAUUGCAAGAUUUAAAAUUAGACCCUGCAGAGGUGAUCAAUUAUGUUAAACUGUUUAGUGAAAGAAAGCUCAGUUUGUCUCCACCGGUAGAGUAUUCAUUACCUAAUCCCUUGGUACGGACAAUUUGCACAUACUACACCGUGCACCAGUUUGCCCAACAAAAUACUGAAAUACAGAAGUUGUCAUCAAUUGAUGAGAUCAAAGAGGAAUGGCUAGACGAAUUAAAGAUUGAUUAUAAAUUGGAAGAGUUACCUGGGAGAGAAAGUAAUUUGAUAAGCAUCUUAAAAUUUGCUAGUGAUGCUCAUUUGAAAUUAUUGAUUAAUGAUUAUCUAGCUCGUUCUAGAAUAUGGUCAAAUUGUAUGAAAUAUCCUUCUUAUCAAUUGUAUCCAAUAUGCCAUCGAAAUAUUCAUUUAUUGCAUUCGACAGUUUCAAUUAAACACGCAACACCUUGUGCUGGCCCUGCCAUAAUUGUUAUUGAUUAUUAUACUGAUAAUGAUAAGUGUUUUGGGUUAUUCCUUGAUCAGGCAUUCCAUGAAAGUCUGAAGGUUUGUGGUGAAUGUGGUGAGACAUACUUGGAUCAUUAUAAGAGUUAUGUUCAUGGUAAAGCCAAAGUUGAUUUGAUCAUUGAAAAAUAUGAUAUCCAGUGUCUUAAUAAUGGUGAAAUGCAAGGUAAAAAUCAAAGAGUCAUGUGGAGUUAUUGUAAAGAAUGUAAUUAUGAAACGCCAAUUAUUGCUAUGAGUGAUGAAACGUAUUAUUUGUCUAUUGGCAAAUUUUUUGAGUUGAAUUUUUAUGGUGAGAGUGUUUUUGGUGGUUGUAAACAUGAUUUUUUCAAAAGUUAUGUCAAAUGCUUUGGAUUUAAUAAUUUGGUUAUUCGACUUGAAUAUUCCACAAUUGAUAAUUAUGAGAUUGUUGUUCCUAAGAAGCAAUUGGAAUUUAUAACUAAUAUUGAUAUGAAACUAAAAAUUGAUGCUUAUAAAUUUAUUCGGGCUAAAGCAGAUGUGUUUUUCGAUUCUGUUUUUAAACGGUUAAAACGAGUGAAAUUAGAUACAUUUGAAAAAGCCGAGGAUGGGAUUCAAAAAAUCGAGGAAUUGAAGAUUAAGUUACAAGAACAAUCAGAUAGUAUUUAUGGUAGAUUGCAAUCGAUUUAUGAUAAAAUUAUACCGACAAAUUAUCUUGCGUUGAAUGUUGUGUUGCGAGAUUUGCAAAAAUUGGGUGUUUAUUGGGAUAAUGAAUUUAAUGAUUUUGAAAAGACAUAUUUACCCAGUGAGAAUGAGGUCAAUAAAAUUACCCAAUUUCAUUUACGUAAGUUUUUGAUGGAUCGAUACACCGAUGAUGAUGAUGAUAAUAAUAAGAAAGUUGUCGAUGUAACUGGAAAUGAACCUUCUAAUGAUUCUAAGGAAACUGGAACUUUAGAUGAUGGGAAGUUAUUGUCAAGCAAAGAUUGUACAGAUGAGACAACACCUGAUAACAGUCAAAAUUCAAUAAAAGCUGAUGAUGACAGUAACGAUAUUAGGGAUAAAUCAACUAAUGAGUUACUGAAACCGUUCCCAGAAUUUGUUCCCAAGAAACCUCGUGAAUUACCUUUGAAUAGAAAUUUAUCUGAUUCCAACAUUGAAACUAAGAUGUUUCCUCAAAGCACAUUAUAUGAACUGGGUUCUAAUAUAUCCGAGAGAAUAAAUAAAUGGAAUCAAACUGCUGAAACAGCUGAUAAGACAACACCAAUAAAAUUGACACAUCGUGAGUCGGAUAGUUCAUUGAGAUCAAUCAACACCGUGAUUCCGUCACAAAAUAAAGUGAUUCAUUUGGCGAAUUUUUUUGAUAAAAUGUAUUAUGACCAGAUUUCAUUAGAAUUUUCCAAACAAAGAGAACGAGAAUUGAAACGUAAAUCAAAGGUUAAGGCUCAACCUAUUUUUGAUAGUAAACCUAUCGUUGAGAUUUAUAAUAAAAUUGAAGAUGUUGUUGGUCCCGGAGCUGAUGAUGAGAAAAAGAAGGAUAUUGUUGUCAAGAAAGAUGAACAGGAUAAAGGACAAGUUAAAGAAAGCCAACAAGAACUGUCACAACAACAGCAGCAACUGUCACAGCUGCAGCUGCAGCUGCAAGAGCAAUUGGAUAUUCCUGAAAAGCAAUCAUUGUUAAAAUCAUUGACGAAUUUCUGGGCUGAUAGAGCUGCCACAUUGUGGGAUCCAUUGAAUUAUCCAUUAGAAAGUCAUGAACAUACAUUUGCUGAUUCUGAAGUUAUUGUUCGAGAAGAUGAGCCAAGUUCAUUAGUGGCAUUUUGUCUUUCUUCUAAUGAUUACAAGCAAAAAAUUAAUAAUGCAUUUGAAAAGAAUAGAAUGGGCGAUAGUGGAAACUUAUAUUUGAAUUUAAAAGAAAAUAAGGUUUAUGAUGAUAAAGGUCAACAAAAUACAACUAUUGAACUGGAAGUGGCAAAGAGCGGUAUUACUACGGAAAGUGCCAGUAUUAUCACUAAUGUUGGUGAUAAUGCUAAACUUGAAGAAUCUUCGCUGAAUCAUACUAGUAACAAUAAUAAAUAUGGAGAAUCGUUAGUUGCAAGUGAUAAUAAAAAGGGAGCUCAAUUUGCCAAAAUCGAAAAGAAAUUCAAAAAGAAAUUGAAUAAAGAGGGGGGUAUCGGUGGGGGAGGAACUGGUGGUGGUGGUACUGGUGCUAAUGACAAUGUUAACCCGUUGGAAUCGAUUUUAACGAGAAAUAAAUCCAAUCAUUUGAAAUAUCAAUUUAUUGAUGGGAAUACAAAUUUAUCAUGCAAGAUCUUUUAUAGUGAACAAUUUGAAGCCUUAAGGAAAGCAUGUGGUAAUAAUGAUAAUUUUAUUCAAAGUCUUAGUCGAUGUGUUAAAUGGCAAUCUAGUGGAGGUAAAAGUGGUUCAAGUUUUUUGAAAACUUUAGAUAAUCGAUAUAUUUUAAAAGAAUUAUCUAAACUGGAAUUAGAAUCAUUUGUUUCAAUUGCUCCAUUUUAUUUCAAAUAUAUUAGUCAAUCAAUGUUUAAUACUUUAACUACAGCAAUUGCGAAAAUAUUUGGAUUUUAUCAAGUACAAAUUAAAAACACCACCACGGGGAAAAUAUUUCGAAUGGAUUUUUUGAUUAUGGAGAAUUUAUUUUAUAAUCAUAAAACUACAAGAAUAUUUGAUCUUAAAGGUUCAAUGAGAAAUCGUCAUGUUCAACAAACUGGCAAAGAGAAUGAAGUUUUAUUAGAUGAAAAUAUGAUUGAAUAUAUUUACGAAUCACCAGUGUUUGUUGGACAACAACUGAAGAAAUUAUUACGAGGAUGUUUAUUUAAUGAUACUAGUUUCUUAUCGGCCAUGGAUGUUAUGGAUUAUAGUUUAGUCAUUGGUAUAGAUGAUUCAUCAAAGAAAUUAUAUUUAGGGAUUAUUGAUUGGUUAAGGACAUUUACUUGGGAUAAAAAAGUGGAAAAUUGGGUGAAAGGUAAUAAUUUGAUUGGUGGGAAUAAACGAGGGAAAGAUCCAACCAUUGUUACUCCUAAACAAUAUCGUAUAAGAUUUAGAGAAGCUAUGGAAAGAUAUAUUUUAGAGGCACCUGAUAUUUGGUAUGAAGGAUCGAAAUGA
Molecule: messenger RNA, 7866 nt
Organism: Candida dubliniensis CD36
Lineage: Eukaryota; Fungi; Ascomycota; Pichiomycetes; Serinales; Debaryomycetaceae
Gene: FAB1
Product: 1-phosphatidylinositol-3-phosphate 5-kinase
Exons: 1
Coding region: 1-7866 (2621 amino acids)
Biological process (GO): phosphatidylinositol phosphate biosynthetic process
Cellular component (GO): fungal-type vacuole membrane; endosome membrane
Molecular function (GO): 1-phosphatidylinositol-3-phosphate 5-kinase activity; metal ion binding; ATP binding
Source: RefSeq, a predicted model, not a curated record